CAAACGACGUUGGUCACGUGACUACUAUCGACAUUGGGAAAAGUUUGUAGCCACGAGGUUUUGAUUUCGAUCAAAUUUCAUUUUCCGGCUGAAAUAAGUUUUUCAUUUGGGUUAUAAUUUAAAAUGCCCUCAAGUAACCCCUUGCCUCCGAAGGAAAAUGCGUUAUUCAAACGAAUAUUGCGAUGUUAUGAACAUAAACAGUACAAAAAUGGAUUAAAAUUUGCUAAACAAAUAUUGUCAAACCCAAAAUUCACAGAACAUGGGGAAACGCUGGCAAUGAAGGGUUUGACCCUUAAUUGCUUAGGGAGGAAAGAUGAAGCUUACGAAUAUGUUCGUAAAGGACUAAGAAAUGAUUUAAAAUCUCAUGUAUGCUGGCAUGUGUAUGGAUUACUGCAGAGAUCGGACAAAAAAUAUGAUGAAGCUAUAAAAUGCUAUCGUAAUGCUUUGAAAUGGGAAAAAGACAAUAUCCAAAUUCUGAGAGAUUUGUCUCUUUUGCAAAUUCAAAUGAGGGACUUGGAAGGGUACAGAGAUACAAGAUAUCAACUUCUGAUGUUACGUCCCAUUCAAAGAGCAUCGUGGAUUGGAUAUGCUAUGUCUUUUCAUUUACUUGGGGAUUAUAGAAAUGCAAUGAGUAUAUUGGAAACUUUCCUAGAUCAACAACAAAUUGUUAACAGCUUUGACUAUGAACACAGUGAAUUACUCCUUUAUCAAAAUAUGGUGAUAAGAGAAUCAGGCGAUCUCAAAGAGGCUCUAAAACAUUUAGAAAAUAGUCAGACUCACAUUGUAGAUAAGUUAACGCUCAAGGAGACCUUUGGAGAGCUCUUCCUUCGUCUGUCGCAAUAUAAUAAGGCAGUAAAAUGCUACGAUGACCUGAUCAGAAGGAAUCCGGAGAAUACUGGUUACUACAAGAAGAUGAUCGAGGCCAAGCAGAUCACCAGUUCAGAAGAAAUUUUGAAAUUUUAUAAGGAAUAUAAGGAGAAGUAUCCGAGGUCUAGUCCACCAAAGAGGUUACCCUUGGUCUAUGCAUCUGGUGAACAGUUCAAAACGUUAGUAGAUGAGUACAUGCAGAAGGCUCUAUCCAAAGGUGUUCCACCCCUAUUCGUGGAUCUCAGGUCCCUUUAUGAGGAUAAGAGUAAGGCAACCAUCAUCGAAGAGUUAUGCUUAGGUUAUGUAGAAUCGCUUAAGAAGUGUGGGAAGUAUAACGAAAAGUCAACCAAUGGUCUUAAGGAACCUGCAUCGGCUUUGUUGUGGGUUUACUAUUAUUUAGCACAGCAUUAUGAUUAUUUUGGCCAGACCGAAACAGCUUUGAAAUAUAUAGAUGCCGCGAUUGAGCAUACUCCUACGUUGAUAGAAUUGUAUGUUACCAAAGGAAGAAUACACAAGCACGCGGGCGAUCCCCAAGAAGCCUAUAAGUGGCUGGACGAAGCCCAACAGCUGGACACUGCAGAUCGUUACAUAAAUUCGAAGUGUUCCAAAUACAUGCUUCGCGCGAAUAAAGUGAAAGAAGCCGAAGAUACUUGCUCAAAGUUUACCCGAGAGGGUAUCUCCCCUAUGGACAAUCUGAACGAGAUGCAGUGCAUGUGGUUCCAGACAGAAUGCGCUUUAGCCUACCAAAGAUUGGGAAAAUACGGAGAAGCCUUGAAGAAAUGUUACGAAGUUGAUAGGCAUUUUUCGGAAAUUAUCGAGGACCAAUUCGAUUUUCAUACAUACUGUAUGAGGAAGAUGACGUUGCGUUCUUACGUUGGACUCCUUCGGUUGGAGGACGUUCUACGGGGGCAUCCUUUCUAUUUUAAAUCUGCGAAAUGCGCCAUUGAAGUGUAUCUACAUCUGUUUGAUGAACCUUUGAAGGAUGAGAGUGCGGAGCAAGAAUUGAAUACUGAAAACUUGGCACCUUCCGAACUGAAGAAAUUGAGAAGCAAGCAGAGGAAGGCCAAGAGAAAGGCGGAACAGGAGAGCGCUCAGGCCAAAGAGGCGCAGAUCAAGAGGGAUCAACAUCACAAGUCAAGGCAGCAAGGGGACGUGGAAGCGGACGCUCCCCAGUUGGACGAAUUGAUACCCGAGAAACUGGAAAGGGCCGAUAAUCCUUUGGAGCAAGCCAUCAAAUUCUUGCAGCCACUACAGACCCUAGCAAAUGAUAGAAUAGAAACGCAUCUGAUGGCUUUCGAAGUGUACUAUAGGAAAAACAAAGUGCUCCUUAUGCUGCAAUCCCUGAAAAGGUGCUUUAGGCUCGAUCCAGAGAAUCCCAAAUUCCACAGCUGCCUGAUCCGCUUCCACAAGGUCUGUACCGAGAACAAGAGCAGCUGGGAUCCGGCCGUCAUCGAAGUUGUAGAGAAAGAAACCAAAGAAUUCUUCGGAGACAAGAACGCCAAAGUUCUGAACGCAGACUUCCUCCAACGGCACUCGAACAGUUUGGAGGCCGCGUUGGAGGGCGCCUCCAUGAUGUAUUUCCUGGACGAGAAGACCCAGAACGCCGCGAUAAACCUGGUCACGUGUUUGGACAAUAACAAAUACACCGAUAUUAAUUUAGAGAAUUGCACCAACGUUUUACAUUCGUUAAGAAAGGGUGCGUUCGGUAGCUGUGAUGCCCAAAUAGAGGAAUACAUCAAUAAGUGCCAGAAACGUUUUCCUUACGCUGCUGCUUUCAAACCUCCAGUGCAGGAGACGAAGCAAGUGACGCCAGAUAGCAAUCAUAUAUCACAAGAUGAAAACUGCCACAGUAACUGAUGUUUGUUCAAGGAAGUUUCAAAACGCCAGGUAGCGGUUCGGAGAUAUACCAAUGACAUGAUUGUUGAAUCUUGCUAUUUAUUGCAGGUUUGAAUAAAAAAUUAGGGUUUGCUUUCGAUUCUGUAAAAUGAGAUUUGGGAAAAGAGGGUGGAUGAAAACCGUGCGAAAAACUUCUCGUUAGUUUCAAUAAGUGAAAAUAUCUAUUGACUUGUUUUAUUCCUUCAAAUGAUCAUCUCGUUUUCAAGAUCGAAACCAGGCCUUUGGAAUCGCUUUCUGGUAUUGUGUAGAUAUGAUAUUAUUUCAAAUUUUUCUUAUUUAGUGUCAAAGGACUGAUAAUAAAUCUAUUCUCCAAGG
Messenger RNA from Coccinella septempunctata (seven-spotted ladybird), 3078 nucleotides. RefSeq names its product N-alpha-acetyltransferase 15, NatA auxiliary subunit. The transcript has 12 exons. The record is from RefSeq and is a predicted model, not a curated record. Gene Ontology annotation, biological process: N-terminal peptidyl-methionine acetylation. Gene Ontology annotation, molecular function: protein binding; protein-N-terminal amino-acid acetyltransferase activity. Bases 124 to 2724 code for a protein of 866 amino acids. Gene Ontology annotation, cellular component: NatA complex; cytoplasm. Lineage: Eukaryota; Metazoa; Arthropoda; Insecta; Coleoptera; Coccinellidae.